AUGGCUGCUAUUACUGCUGGUUCUGCUGCUGUUCCAGUGAUAGAUAUGAAGAAGUUGAAUGGAGAAGAUAGAAAUAUUGCCAUGGCAGAGAUUGACACUGCAUGCCAACAGUGGGGAUUUUUUCAGCUUCUGAACCAUGGUAUUCCACACAGUCUUUUAGAUAAAGUGCAGGAACUUUUCAAGGAACAUUACAAGAACUCCAUGGAUGCAGAGUUUCAAAAAUCUGCUCCUGUUCAGAAGCUGAAUAAAGCUUUGUCUGAACAAGAUUGCAGUAAAAUAGAGACUGACUGGGAAUCAGGAUUCUUUCUCCAGCAUUCCUCGCAUCAACCUGCUAUUGCUACUCCUGCUUUGCCUGCUAACCUGAAGGAAAUCAUGAAUGAAUUUGCAGAAGAAACGAGUAGAUUGGCAGAUAGAAUGUUAAACAUAAUGGAUGAAAAUCUGGGACUUGAGAAAGGCUAUUUGAAAAAAGCUUUAGCAGGAAAAGACAGCCCUUUCUUUGGCACAAAAAUGUGUCACUACCCUCCAUGUCCAAGGCCAGACAUCAUAGAUAGCCUCCGAUCCCACACAGAUGCUGGUGGAAUCAUUCUGCUCUUACAAGAUGAUAAAGUAAAUGGUCUUCAAGUUCUCAAGGAUGGCACCUGGUUCGAUGUCCAACCAAUGAGCCAUGCAAUUGUUAUUGACAUUGGAGAUCAGUUGGAAGUUAUUACAAACGGGAAAUACAAAAGCAUGUGGCAUCGAGUACUUGCUAAAACAGAUGGUAACAGAAUGUCAGUGGCAUCAUUUUAUAACCCUUCAAGCUCUGCAAAAGUUUAUCCGGCUCCUAGCCUCGUUAGAGAUAUACCCAAUGCUGAGAAUUAUCCAGAGUUCAUAUCAGCAGAUUAUAUGAGAAUAUAUGGAGAGCAAAAGUACCUUGCCAAGGAACCUAGAAUUGAAGCCAUGAGAGCCAUCUUACCAGCCUAA
Messenger RNA from Cryptomeria japonica (Japanese cedar), 960 nucleotides. RefSeq names its product 1-aminocyclopropane-1-carboxylate oxidase-like. The record is from RefSeq and is a predicted model, not a curated record. NCBI's taxonomy places the organism in Eukaryota, Viridiplantae, Streptophyta, Pinopsida, Cupressales, Cupressaceae. The coding region runs from base 1 to 960 and encodes 319 amino acids. The transcript is spliced from 4 exons.